Molecule: messenger RNA, 1308 nt
Organism: Oryzias melastigma (Indian medaka)
Lineage: Eukaryota; Metazoa; Chordata; Actinopteri; Beloniformes; Adrianichthyidae
Gene: fam89a
Product: family with sequence similarity 89 member A
Exons: 2
Coding region: 265-792 (175 amino acids)
Source: RefSeq, a predicted model, not a curated record
UUUUUUUUUUUAAUGACUGCAGUGUUAGCCUGAUAAAGCCCAGUGUGUGUCUCGAGCUUUUAUUUUGAAGUAUCAUUGGAGAGCCGUGGUGAAUCAUUUCCGGUAACUUGACGUGGCGUCGCGAGCCUCCCUCCUCGCGCGGAGAAAGCCGCGGCUGUAGCUCGCUAGUGUUGGGCGUAUGUCGUGUUUGUGCGGUCGGUGAACUUUCUCACAAGAAAACUAAUAAAUACCCGCCGUUUGUCUUGUCGGUAGCAACCGGAAGCCAUGAACGGUAAGUCCACGAACGGUACGGCGGGGGGCAUGGCCUGCAUCGAGGGGCUACCGCCGCUGCCGAAGAGCCUGAGCGGGCUGUUGAACUCGAGUGGCGGCUCGUGGAGGGACAUGGAGAGGAUGUACGUGAAGAAGACCAUGAUCCAGGACGACCUGAGCCGCGGCAGGAACAACUCGGAUAACCUGCUGGCCAACAAGCCGGCCAACCUGGACGCUGCGCUGGCUCUCCUGCGGAAAGAAAUGGUGGGAUUGCGUCAGCAGGACAUGUCCCUGCUGUGUCAGCUGUGGUCGCUCCACGAGUCCAUCCAGGAGUACAAGGGCAGCUGCCAGGACCUGAGCGCCGCCUCCAGCCUCAGCAUGAUGGAGAACGGCUUCUUCGACGAGGACGACGAGUAUUACGGCGAGCCGGGCACCACCCCCACCGGGGAGCAGCCCGACGGCGAGCCGGGGGAGGCAGGCGCCAAGAACGGGGGCGUGCGCAACCGGGACGACAGCUGGCCCUCCUUUCACGUCAACAUCUGAGGUCCGGUUCAGUGGAUGUCCCGGAUUCGCACUCGGAGGGUGGAGUUGCAGAAGUUUCCCUUGUGGUUCUGACAAACUCUUGGCGCUCUGCAUUUAGCAGGACUCUUCUGAUCGAGAACCUGAUACUCUACUACAUCGGAGCCUUUCUUUUUUAUAUCCUCAGAAGUAUAUGAACAAAGUUUAUUAUUUAAGAUAUAUAUCUAAUAUAAAGAUGAACUGAGAACAUCAACUGCAAAUCCUUGAGUUCUGGACUUGACAGCGGAAGGAUGGGAUUUAACUUCAUGAAUGCAGGAAGAAAUCUUUAAAAAAAACAAAUCCUCGUAAAUGUGGUCAGUUGAAUGUUGCAGACACAGAUUUGUCUCGUUUUUUCGUGAAGCGGCUUUGAAAUGAUCCGGAAUAACGGAGAAGAGAGGCCGAAAAGCAGCACAGCAGCUGCAGUGUUGGUUCUGCUUAAAGGAUCGAUGUUUACAGCAUUUCUCCUAAAACAAACAAACUUAAAGCAAAUGUUGGUCAGCA